UUUCUUUUCUCUCUCUUUUUCUCUGUCUACUGUAACUCUCUUCUUCGUCUCUCAUUGCUUUAUUUUCUCACUCCUCUGUUAAUAAAAAAAAAAAGAAAAAUAUAAGAAAUUAAUUUUAAUUUCAAUUUUAUUUUUUGGGUAUGUUUUAUUUAGUCCUGUUGUAGUUUUUUUUGUAUUUUUUUAAAAUUUUUUUGGCUGAAUUGGCGAUGUGUGGAGUAAUUUUAUCACGUUCUUUUGAAUUGGGAUUCGCAAUUGUAUUCGUGAUUAGCUGCAGUUUCUUUAGAGAUGUUUGAUUGGAACGACGAAGAGUUAACGAAUAUAAUAUGGGAUGAGGCUGGUGAGACCGAUGACCAUAUAGUACCAUGCCAAGAGGGAAGUGAAAACUGUCAUAGUAAGAAGGAAUGGAGUCAAGUAACUGCAACCAUAAAGUCUACUGAGCAAAAGACACCUGGGGAUAAAGUUGAUCUUCAUGGAAGAAAGUUGGAGGGCAGUUCCAAGUUCAAUACAAAUGGAGGGAUUGCCACCUCAGGAUUUGGCAUGGGCUCGUGGCCAGAGUUAUCUUUAUAUAAUGCAGCAAAAACUGCUCAAGAUUUGAUGGGUAACGAAGUCUCUAACAAUUUGGUUGAAGUAACUAAAUGUAGCUCAAAAAAUGCAGAGACAACUGAACUUAGUAAAGAUCCUGAAUUUUUUCAAAAUCCCAAUGAUGAUAAAGAACAAGGUGAUUUUGUUGACUACAGCUGGGCUAACAUUGGAAGCUUUGAUGAUCUUGAUCGAAUUUUUAGCAAUGAUGACCCAAUAUUUGCCAAUAUAAGUCUUGGUAGUGCUGAUGAGUUAUGGUCCUCAUCUAAAGAGGUAACAAACGGCCCAGGAAAGUCCGUUCCUACAACUGUGGACUCUCCUAGCCUAGUGAUAGGAGCAUUAACGAGCAUAUCUGAGCAUUUGCAAAUCAAAGGAGAACAUGAGCAACAAGAUAACCAGUCAUUUACCCUUAGCUAUGGAAAACUGCAUGGUUCCACAUCUCAUGGUCUGCAUAACAUGGAAUUUCCCGGAGAUAAAAGUAAAUCCAUAAUUCAGGAGCAGACAAUUGUGGAAACUGCAGGAAAAACCGGUGUGUCAAAGUCUCACCUGGUUACUGAAAAAGUUAUGAACCCUAAUGGAUUGGAUAAUAAGGCAUAUGGGCGGAAAAAGCGGCUGAAAUUUAGGAAAAAACCUGAAGAAAUAGGUGAGGCGAAACUAGUACAAGAUUUAUAUGGUACCUGGAUUUCAUCUGGUAAACCAUUGGCUCAAUAUGAGAAUAAUUUGGCAACCUCCAUGGUAAAAUCUUUUCCAUCUUCAGUUGUGACUCAGCAGAGGCAGCUUCGAGUAACUGACUCAUUGCAGUACCAGCAUAUCUCCAAUACAUUUGUAGCCCCUUCCACGUAUGGGAAUCUCACAAACCAAUAUCCUGCAAUACCUGUUUUGUCCAAUGUCCAGUCUGGCGAAUUUAAUCAGCAGCCCUUGCUUUCUUGUUAUGGUGUUUCACCUGGGAAGGCAAAUCACGUAAACAGAUCAGUUGAGGCUGCUGCAAAACCCCUGAGCACGAUGACACCUCAGGAAAAAAUAGAAAAAUUGAGACGACGCCAACAAAUGCAAGCACUGCUUGCUAUUCAGAUACAACAACAGCAGUUUGCCCAUCAAGUUCCUUGUACUGAUCACUCUGUCAUUCAAAAAUCUACUCAAGAAAAUCAAUUUCAGUAUGUUGAGGGAGCUGAUGUAGAAGACCUUAGCACUCUUGCCUCUUUUGACCCAAACUCACCUCUAGAGCAAGAUGAUUCUAAUACAGUCUCAAUAGCAAUUAAUGACUAUGCAGCGAAGGACACAGUACUUUAUCAGCUACAAGAUGUAAUUGCAAAGUUGGAUGUGAGAAUUAGACUUUGCAUAAGAGAUAGCUUGUUCCGGUUGGCUCAAAAUGUGAUGCAGAGACAUUAUGCUAGUGACACAAGCAGCACUAAUAAAAGUAGCAGGGAUGAAAGUAAAGUUGCAAAAGAAGAAAAUAAGAACUAUAACAGGAUGUCUGACGCAGAAACAGAGACCAAUCCGAUAGACCGUACUGUUGCUCAUUUACUCUUCCAUCGGCCUCCGGAGUUGUCGGGAAAACAUACUGAGACACCUGAAUCACCUGCUUCCACAAAGUUCUCAUGUGAACGCAAAUCUGCGGGUUUAAUGAGUUUGCCAAUGGGUUGCAUAUCAGACAAUUCACAAGUUAAACAAAACCCUACUCACCAGGCAUCAAAAGUUCCUUCUCCAUUGGUGGAUCCUCAACAUAUGGAGCAAUUUAAGAACAGCCCUUGCAUAGAUACUUCUGAGAAUGCAUCUGACUACGGGCCGGUGGAUGUGGAGUAGCUCAGGUUGAAGCCUCAAAAUGAAACUCGCAAAAUGCGAGCUUUGAAUUAUUAUACGGAUUUACUGGUAAUUCCAAGGUAUUUCUUUUCUUGUCAGCUGACUUGAUUCUUUCAAGCUUAUCAUGGUGCCAUGAAAAUCAUCUUAGCCUAACUGGAUCUUUGUCAAAUGGUGGACCUGGAGCCUUAAAACAUUGUCAUAGAAUCUGCGGACAUCUUUCAUCAGCAUCCAUAAACAAAAGCUGAAUAGUUGCUUGCAUUUGAAGUCAAUGGUAGUAGUUAUAUGUAUCUACCGUCUAAAUAUUUCUGUCUAUCCUCUGGUGUACUUCCCGGAGACAACUUGUUUAUGUCUGUCAUAUCUAAUCUACUCUUAGCUUUAUAUUCGACAUACCAUGUCAAACCAAAUAAGCUCCAAUAGCUGAAACUCUUAUGGUAUUGAUGCAUCAUGUUUCUUUUAUCACUUUAA
This is a messenger RNA of Durio zibethinus, 2844 nucleotides long. RefSeq names its product protein LNK2-like. Gene Ontology annotation, biological process: circadian rhythm; regulation of DNA-templated transcription. Lineage: Eukaryota; Viridiplantae; Streptophyta; Magnoliopsida; Malvales; Malvaceae. The record is from RefSeq and is a predicted model, not a curated record.